GAAGCAGGCGGGGAGGAGUCCGGUCCCGGACAGGUCGGAGCCGUGGUUGGGCUGCCCGCGCUCUUGGGGGUCCCCCUCCUCGUCGGACCCCAUGGAGUUGGUGACGUUCAAGGAGGUGGCUGUGCACUUCACCAAGAAGGAGUGGGGCCUUUUGGACCCUCAUCAGAAGGAGCUGUACAAGGAGGUCAUGCUGGAGAAUGCCCGGAACUUGCUCUCCCUGGGACUUCCAGUUCCCAAAGAAGAUGCCAUCUCUUAUUUUGAGCAAAAGAAUAUACCAUGGAUGCUGGAUCAAGAAGGCCUGAGGAGCAGCUGUCCAGAAAAAGAGAUCAGACUUGAAAUGAAAAAGACUACUGCAGAGCUAAGCCUUUCUGUGGAAGAAACUCACAAGCAAAGAUCAGUGAGUGAUGGUUCCUGUGACUUCACUUGCAGAGAAACCUAUACUGUACAACAGAGAAUCCACACUGGUGAGAAGCUUUAUGAAUGUGAUCAAUGCAGAAAGACAUUCACAAAGAACUCCAGUCUUGUUCAACAUCAGAGAAUUCACACUGGAGAGAAACCUUAUCAGUGUAAUCAAUGUGGAAAAGUUUUCAGGUAUAGUUUCCAUUUGACUCCACAUCAGAGAAUCCACACUGGAGAGAAACCUUAUGAAUGUAAUCAAUGUAGAAAGGUUUUCAGGUAUAGCUCCCACCUUACUUUACAUGAGAGAAUCCACACUGGAGAGAAACCUUAUGAAUGUAAUCAGUGUGGAAAGGCAUUCAUACAGAGAUCUCAUCUUGCUCAACACCAGUAUGUCCAUACUGGAGAGAAACCUUAUGCAUGUGAUCAAUGUGGAAAAGCUUACCUACAGAAAAACAGUUUUGUUGAACAUCUGAGAAUCCACACUGGAGAGAAACCUUAUGAAUGUAAUCAAUGUGGAGAAACUUUCAGAUGUAGGAGGAGUUUUGCUGUACAUCAGAGGAUCCACACUGGAGAGAAACCUUAUGAAUGUAAUCAGUGUGGAAAGGCAUUCACACUGCCCUCCGGUCUUGCUUAUCAUCAGACAAUCCAUACUGGAGAGAAACCUUAUGAAUGUAAUCAAUGUGGAAAAACUUUUGUAAAGAGAAACAAGCUUGCCGAACAUGAGAGAAUCCACACUGAAGAGAAACCUUAUAAAUGCAAUCAAUGUGGAAAGACUUUCCGAUGGAAGAAGAGCAUUGCUGAACAUGAGAGAAUCCACACUGGAGAGAAACUUUAUGAAUGUAAUCAGUGUGGGAAAACUUUCAUAUGUAGGAAGAGUAUUAUUGUACAUCAGAGGAUCCACACAGGAGAGAAACCUUAUAAAUGUAAUCAGUGUGGAAAGGCAUUCACACUGCCCUCCAGUCUUGCUUAUCAUCAGACAAUCCAUACUGGAGAGAAACCUUAUGAAUGUAAUCUGUGUUUAAAAUCCUUCGCACUUAAAAGCAAACUUGCUGAACAUCAGAGAAUCCACACAGGAGAGAAACCUUAUGAAUGUAAUCAAUGUGGAAAAGCAUUCACACGGUGCUCUGGUCUUGCUAAUCACCGGUUAAUCCAUAGUGGAGAGAAACCUUAUGAGUGUAAUCUGUGUUUAAAAACCUUCUCAAGGAAAGGCAACCUUGAUGCACAUCAGAGGAUCCACACUGCAGAGAAAUCUUAUGAAUGUAUUCAAUGUGGAAAAACUUUCCUAAAGAAAAACAAACUUACUGAACAUCAGAGAAUCCAUGCUGGAGAGAAGGCUCAUGUGUGUAAUCAGUGUGCAAAGACAUUCACAAAGCACUACCAUCUAGUUCGACAUCAGAAAAUCCACACCAGAGAGAAAUCUUAUAAAUGUAAUUAAGGUGGAAAAGUUUUCAGGUACAGCACCAAUCUUGCUGAACAUCAGGGAAUCCACACUGGAGAGGAACCUUAUGAAUGUAAUCCAUGUGGAAAGACUUUCAGAUGUAGGAAGAGCAUCAUUGAACAUCAGAGAAUACACACUGGAGAGAAGCCUUAUGAAUAUAAUCAGUAUGGAAAGCUUUUCAUAUUCAGCUCCAAUCUGGCUCAACACCAGAGAAUCUACAAUGGUGAGAAACUUUAUGAAGGUUUUCAACGUGGAAGGACAUUCACACAGAGUUUCAAUCUUGUUCAAAAUGAGAGAAUCCACAAUGAAGAGAAAACUUAUGCAUAAAAUCAAUGUGGAAAAGCUUUCCUACAGAAAAACAGACUUGCUGGACAUCAGAGAAUCCACACUAGAGAGAAAACUUAUGGAUGUAAUCAAUGUGGAAAGGUUUUUACACAGAAAACCAGUCUUAUUAUAUAGAAAUGAAUCUACACUGUAGAGAAACCUUUUGAAUAUAAUCAAUAUGGAAAGUCUUUUACACAGAGCUCCCAUCUUCUUAGACAUAAGAGAAUCCACACUGGAGAGAAACCUUAUGAAUGAAAUCAGUGUGGUAAAGCCUUCCAGCAAAAGUUAGUCCUUUUAUCUUUUUUAUCAGAGAAUUCAUACUAUGUAGGAAUCUUAUUACUAACAUGAAGAGGGAGGUGGCAGCUUAGUGGCACCAGGCCUGAAUUCAGGAGGACCUGAAUUCAAAUCUGACCUCAGAUACUUGAUACUUACUAGCUGAGUGACCCUGGGCAAGUCACUUAACCUUCAUUGCCCCAUCCCCCCAAAAACCACCAACAACAAUAAUAACAAAAAACAUGAAUGAGGAAUGGCAUUGAAGUGGAAUACAGAACAUCUUAGCAGAGCAUUCUCUCUGGGUACAAGCUGUAUAUAGCCUCAGUGUGGGAAGGUCUUCAACCAGUGAUCAUCUCUUACUUGACAUCAGAGGAUUAAUCCUGGAAAGAAGCCUUAUGAAUCUGUUCAAGAGGCCGUGCCUUUCUCUAGGUCACUGGUGAAGGGUUAUAUUUUGUUUCUGAAUAUAACAGAAUAGUCAAAUGAGGGGAAAUAAUUUAUGCCAACCCAUUAGGGUGCAAAACAGCAAAUGGAGUCAAUAGAGUUGUUCAUACCUUAAAGGUUUGUAUAAAAGGAGACAUCUAGAUGUUCUUUUAAAAAAAUGUCUUCAGAAUAAGUAAAAGGAUUUGUGUCAGUAUUAUGUCAACUGGGGAGCAAUGUUUGAUUAAAGGAAGAAAACAGUUGUUUGAUGGCAUGAAAAUUGGAGCAAUUGAAGGAAAUUUUAUGGUCCCCUGCAGGCUACCUAUACAUAUGUAUUCAGCCUACAUUCAGGCUAUUGCAUGUGACAAUCAAGAAACUUAUUAGUUUGAAGUAAUUUCUGCUUCCUGAUUUUUGUGACUCAACAUUCAUGGUCAUGAGUUGGUGAUUGGAGGUUUUUAUGACCCCAUCUUUUGGCUAGGAUUAAUAAAACCCUGGUGCGCACACUCGCUGGGGCUCAGGCGCCAUGCCUUUGCACCAGCGCGGUGCUCUGCUCGCUGGCUGUAGCCGUUGCCAUGGUGCUGGCAGCUCACAUCAUCACCACUUGACGACGCCUACAUGGGCCUGGCAAAAUUAUAAUGACUGGAAGCCCAGUGAGAGCAGUCAUGUGACUGUCAAUCAGGGCUGCCAGCCAAUUAGCUUGGGGUUGUGUGUGGACAGGCCGGGGUUUGCUGGGAAGGAGAAGGGAGGAGAUUCUCUAUUCUGGCAUUUGAGCUGGAAAGAGAUGGGACGCAGCUAUGUGCUCUGCUGAGCCCCAGGCGGUGGUGUGAUAGCAGGUAGUAUAAUUUUCCUUUCCCCAUUCUUUUUUUCCCUUUUCCUUAAUUCUACUAAUCUUACUUGUGUUUUUAAGUCCGUUCUUGUUAAUAAACCCUGUUCUGUUUUUCAAAGAGGCUGUUAAUCUCCUUCCUUGCCCCAAUAUUGUGGCGAGCCGCCUAACUAACACUCCCCAAUUAACAUUUGGCCCCUAUGGGAGUAAGGGAUUUCCCUGAUGGACUUGAGGCAGAGGAGAAUCAUGUGAAAAAGUAGCUGCUACUAAGCAAGUAAGAGGCCCUGUGAUUUCUAUCUAAAAAGUCUUCCAUGGAAUCAGUGAAAAAAAAAAAAAGCUAAAGAAGGUGGUCUAGCUGUACUAGACUUCAAACUAUUAUAAAAUGGGAAUUAUCAAAACUAUCUGCUACUGGCUAAGAAAUAGAGUGUUGGAUCAUUGGAAUAGAUUAGGUACAAAUUACAUUUUAGUAAAUGACCAUGGUAAUUGUGAGAACCAGGGGCUCCCGCCCCGUGCUGAGAAAGAAUUCUACCUAAGAUCAAAUUGGCAUCCUGAUGUUGCCUAGCAGUUCAUGGACUGCCUUUAAGUUAUGUCAAUCAAUGGACUUGAAUGCUACCAGCCAAUUAGCUUGGAGCUGGGACUGCCCUGCUUCCUGUUC
Messenger RNA from Dromiciops gliroides (monito del monte), 4329 nucleotides. Its product is annotated as zinc finger protein 420-like. Gene Ontology annotation, biological process: regulation of DNA-templated transcription. The record is from RefSeq and is a predicted model, not a curated record. Lineage: Eukaryota; Metazoa; Chordata; Mammalia; Microbiotheria; Microbiotheriidae. Bases 92 to 1834 code for a protein of 580 amino acids. The transcript has 4 exons.